Messenger RNA from Astrephomene gubernaculifera, 1945 nucleotides. The record is from the annotation of a GenBank genome assembly. NCBI's taxonomy places the organism in Eukaryota, Viridiplantae, Chlorophyta, Chlorophyceae, Chlamydomonadales, Astrephomenaceae.
GUAAGCGUUAGGAAUUUCCUCGGCAUUGCUGCCUAGGCCAACAGCGACAUGAGUAGAUGGGCGUCGGCCCUGGCCUCGGGCCGCAAAAGCCUGGGUCGGGGUCUGGCAUUCGUUGGAGCGGGCGCUGUGCUGAGUUCGCUGGCAGUCGUAGCUGCGCGCUACCAAGCAGCGAAGGCUGAGCGCCAGCUGCCUUCCGAGUUCGUGUUGGAGCUGCCGCUGGAGCGGCUGCGGCUGGUGGACUGCCUGAGCGGGGGGCCGCUGGCGCUGCUGAGGGGGGACGUGAACCAGCUCGAGCUGCCCAAGGUGGUGUCCGCGCUGCGCCAGGCUGCGGGCGACGAGCGGUGCCGGGGCCUGGUGGCGCAGCUGGGGGGCAGGGAGCAGCUGGGGGGGCUGGCAACGGUGCAGGAGCUACGAGACGCGCUGCUGUCCUUCCGCACCGCCACCGCCGCCGCCCGGGGCAGCCCCGCCCCCACCGCCGCCUUCUCCGCCAGCUUCGGCGAGGCGGGCGGCAGCGGCAUGGCGCCCUACCUGCUGGCAACCGCCUGCGAGCGGGUGUUCAUGCAGCCAUCGGGCAUGCUGGGUCUGACGGGCCUGGAGAGCCGCGCCUUCUUCGCGCGGGGGCUGCUGGAGCGGCUGCGUGUGGAGCCGCACGUGUUCGCGCGGGAGGAGUACAAGUCGGCCGCCAACACGCUGCGGGAGCGGGGCAUGACGGAGCCGCAGCGGGAGAACCUGGGGGCGCUGCUGGGGGACAUGGCGGAGCAGAUGCUGACCGCCAUGUCCUCCUCCCGCGGUCUGCCGCUGCCGGUGCUGCGCGGGGCGGUGGAGGCGGGGCCGCUGCUGCCCGCGGCGGGGCUGCAGGCGGGGCUGCUGGACGGGGUCAAGUACAGGGACGAGGUGCAGGCGUUGUUCCCCAUCAGCGAGAAGGGCCUGCAGGAGGAGAGGGAGCGGGAGGGGAGCAAACACAAGCGCAGGAAGGACGACCCCCGCCUUCCCCGUGUGUCCAUCGAGCGCUACAUCCAGCUCACCGAGCUGUCCCGGGCGGCGCGGGAGGCGGGCGGGGCGGGGCAGGGCGGCGCGGGGUGGCUGGGGGGGACGGUGUUUGAAGGGCUGGUGCUGGCGCUGCGGGGGAGACUGCCGGACAGUGUAUCCGCCUCCCCCGCCUCCUCCCCCUCCGCCUCCUCUCCCCCCUCCGGCCGCCCCAAGGUGGCGGUGGUGACCUGCAGCGGCACCAUCGUGCAGGGACCCCUGCCGCCGGGGCCGGCCAGCAACCAACAGGUUAUCGACGCCAGCCGGCUGGUGGGGCAGCUGAACACACUGCUGGAGGACCCGGAUGUCCGUGCGGUGGUGUUGCGCAUCAACUCCCCGGGCGGCAGCGCCCUCGCCUCCGACACCAUCCACCACGAGGUCAUGAGGCUCAGGCGGGCGGGCAAGCCAGUGGUGGUCAGCAUGGGUGACGUGGCGGCCAGCGGCGGCUACUACAUCUCCACCGCCGCCGACCGCGUGUUGGCGCAGCCGGGCAGCCUGACGGGCAGCAUCGGGGUGGUGGUGGGCAAGGUGAACGUGGGGCGGGCGCUGGAGGACGUGGGCGUGCGGAGCGAGGCGGUGACGGUGGGUCGCAACGCCGACCUGCUCAGCCCCUUCACCGGCCUCUCCCCCGAGCAGCAGGCGGCGGUGGAGGCCAUGAUGGACCACGUGUACGACGACUUCCUCAACAAGGUGUCCCAGGGUCGCGGCCGCCCCGUGUCCGAGAUCCGCCCCCUCGCCAAGGGCCGCGUCUACACGGGUCGCCAGGCGUACGACAUAGGCCUGGUGGACGAGCUGGGCGGGCUGGGGGCUGCCGUACAGGCUGCCAAGCGGCUGGCGGGGCUGCCGGAGGAGGCGGCGGUGGUGGAGCACCCGCCGAGGAAGGUGCCGCUGCUGCUGCAGCUGCUUAAGAAGUCGGGCA